UUCCCAUGAUGCUUAGUUUAGAAGAGGCGCUUGGCUUGUUUGGGCGCGUGAAGAAAAGCAUUUGAACAAAAAAAAUGGCGGAAAAACAUUCCGAAAAUGGACAAGACGGUUGCGGAAGUGCUGCCGUUGCUGAUACCCAAAACGAGGUGAACCCAGUGAAGCGGUCACUGAAAAGAUGCUCUUCCACAAGCCCCGGUACAGCUCCCGCUUGCAAAUCUCCCCGUUCCGACUCCCUAUCAUCCACCACACAGACGCCGGAAACAGGGGAUGCACAUUCAGAGACAGACAAACAAGAAAUGCAGACAGAAAGCGCGGAGGGACCUUUGAGUCCCUCUGUCUGCCCCAAUGCACGGAGAAAAUCCUGGAGGAGAGCUACCAUAACCCGACGCUCUCUCCCUAUCCUUCCAAACCAAUAUCAGGUUCUGUGCAGAAGCAUAAGUACAUCGUUGUCCCAGCAAGAGAGAUUCAAGGAAUUGUUGGAGGCUUCAAUGACUCUGGCAAUAGAAAGAACACAGAAUUCACUCCAGUCAGUGCCGAAUACCUCAUUGCAGUCUUUUCAAAAACAGGUUGAGCACAUGAAAGCCUGGAGUUGUCUGGCUAAAAACAUAGACAAUGAACCAAAGGGUCAUCACCUCCCUGCCAGUGCAGACAGUGAUCCUUUUGGGUUGAGUGGUAAGGAAAAAAUCCAAAAGGCAAUCAACAGGCUCCAAGCUGAAAGUGAAUCUUGGAAGGCACUGUUGAACAAACACCAGAGUAAAGCAGAGGAAUUGAAAAGGAAAGUGGAGCAGGGCCAGGAGAAAGGUGUAUCAUUAGACUCUACAUCACUGGCCCAGUCGUCGCAGUACCUUUUCAUACAAAGUAAACCCGACUACCACAGUCUCCUCUGUAGACAGCAGCCCAUGCUUCACACAGUGGCAGUGACCAUGGACACUCAGUGUAAGAUGGUUAGAGAGCUUCUGUCCGUCAUGGAGCAGUCACAGUUAUUUGUGAAAGAGACCAGUGGCCAAUUGGCGACAGAGGCAGGAUUCCAAGAUUUUUCACCUGAUCUCAUCAGGAACCACAUAGCCACUCUAGCAGGGGGCGUACGCAAGCAGUCAACCCUUUAGUCAGUCCUGUAUGACUUGUAUAUGGAAUUCAUAUACGUACUUUCAGUUAAUUUUGCUAUGUGAUUUGGAGACAUUAAAUUUCUUUUCCUUUUGUUGUCUCUUUUUUACAUAAAGUAAACUCCAUAUAUGUUUUCUAUGUCAGCAGUGGGAUUGGUAAUAGAGUUUCAGGUAAUCCAAGUUUGACCAGCAGGUGGCAAUCGCUGGCUAUACAAAAUGGUGAGAAACUUGGUGGUGAAGUGCAAGUGUAAAUUUUUCUGUUUAACCUUAAUUAAAUGCAUACGAUCUACUGCAUGCAAUUGUUAAGCCCAGACUGUCAGAUGUUAGAAUUUAAGAAACAGACAGAUGUUUCAGAAAACUUUGCCAGCAUCCUAUGUAGCAAGGUUAUUGGUUUUAUAUUCUUCUAUAGCUUGUAUACACUCACCUGCCACUUUAUUACAAUUGUAUGCAAUUCAGUGCAACAAUUCUGCAUUAGCAUCUGUGUUUAUGAAGCUCAGAAUGUUUCAGUUUUUGGUUAAAUUGUCAUCAAUGUAUAAAUCCAAUUCUGUGUUUAUUAUUGAGCCCAUAAUUAAAGUGGUGUUAUACUGGACUGCAUUAUUUUUUACAGGUGUCUAUAUUUUUAUCCUCCCCAGCCACAUACAUGAGAGGUUCCAGUGCAACACCACCUUUAACU
Molecule: messenger RNA, 1776 nt
Organism: Monopterus albus (swamp eel)
Lineage: Eukaryota; Metazoa; Chordata; Actinopteri; Synbranchiformes; Synbranchidae
Gene: dsn1
Product: DSN1 component of MIS12 kinetochore complex
Exons: 11
Coding region: 75-1106 (343 amino acids)
Biological process (GO): cell division; chromosome segregation
Cellular component (GO): MIS12/MIND type complex
Source: RefSeq, a predicted model, not a curated record